CUGCAUUUCACUUGACUUUCAAACACAAUGGACGCCCUGCAAACGUUUCUGCUGAUCUUAGCACUGACUUGUCUUGGACAAAAUGCACUGGGGAGUGAAAUCAUAAAAGGUAAAAAAGCCAAGAAGAAGUCACUGCAGUAUAUGGCUUCAGUGCAAGACAACAUAGGGCAUAUUUGUGGGGGAUUUCUUGUCAGUGAAGACUUUGUAAUGACGGCGGCACACUGUGAUGCUUGGAAUCCUACAAGUGUUGUUCUGGGCACCCACAAUCUGAAGAAGGUUGAUAAGACAAUGAGAUAUGGAAUAAAAAAGAAGUGCAAACAUCCUUCUUAUAAGAACAUUUCUUCUGGGAAUGACAUCAUGCUUCUCAAACUGUGUGACAAAGCUUACCUGAACAAAAAAAGACCAAUUAAGCCAAUUCAGCUUCCAACUCAGCAAAUAAACCUGCAGGAAAACAAAAGCUGCAGUGUGGCUGGAUGGGGAGCCAUAAAAAGUUGUGGUAAAACUGUUGAUAACCUGCAAGUGGUGGAUGUUCCCAUCAUCAACCUGAACAAGUGUAGGAAUAUAUGGCAAAAUAUAAUUUCCACUAAUGUUAUCUGUGCAGGUGGAUACUACAAAAACAAAGGAUUCUGUCAGGGUGAUUCCGGUGGUCCUUUGGUUUGUGACAAUAAGAUGGCUGUUGGUGUUGCUUCCUUUAACAACGGAAAUAACUGUGACUAUCCGGAUUUCCCCAACGUCUAUACAGACAUUUCAAAAUUCCUGCCCUGGAUCAAAGACAUUCUCAACAAAAAGAACUGCUGACUGUAGUAAAACAUGUCUGAAAUGUAUUGUUGAUGUAUUGUUAAAUGCUGACACAAGUGAUAUGCAAGUUAUGUCAUUUGCAAAAUCCAUCAUUAGAAGAUUGUUAAAUGA
Archocentrus centrarchus (flier cichlid) is the source of this 909-nucleotide messenger RNA. Its product is annotated as duodenase-1-like. The record is from RefSeq and is a predicted model, not a curated record. NCBI's taxonomy places the organism in Eukaryota, Metazoa, Chordata, Actinopteri, Cichliformes, Cichlidae. Gene Ontology annotation, molecular function: serine-type endopeptidase activity. Gene Ontology annotation, biological process: proteolysis. The transcript is spliced from 5 exons. Bases 28 to 798 code for a protein of 256 amino acids.